This is a messenger RNA of Vicia villosa (hairy vetch), 908 nucleotides long. Its product is annotated as mitochondrial fission 1 protein A-like. Gene Ontology annotation, cellular component: peroxisomal membrane; mitochondrial outer membrane. The record is from RefSeq and is a predicted model, not a curated record. Gene Ontology annotation, molecular function: protein binding. Lineage: Eukaryota; Viridiplantae; Streptophyta; Magnoliopsida; Fabales; Fabaceae. The coding region runs from base 158 to 685 and encodes 175 amino acids. Gene Ontology annotation, biological process: mitochondrial fission; autophagy of mitochondrion; peroxisome fission. The transcript has 5 exons.
UUUCCUUAACGAGUAAGUCUCUCCGUGUCCGAGUCCGAGUCGGCGUGCGUGCCAAUAAAACUUAAAACAACUCUCUCUGCUCUCAAUUUUCAAUCAAACAAUUCCAAUACCAAUUUCUCAACUCACUUCAAUUUCAAUUCGAUUCAAUUCAAUUUCAAUGGCGAAACUUGAAGCUAAGCUAGGAAUGAUCGUUGACAAAGUCGGUCAAUUCUUCUCCGGCUCCGACCAUCUUCCCUCCUGCGAUUCCGAUAUCAUCGCCGGAUGUGAAAGAGAGGUUGCUGAGGCUGAGAAACAACCCUCCUCUGAUAAGUCUAUGCAAGAAUCUCUCUUGCGUUUAUCAUGGGCUCUUGUUCACUCUAAACGUCCAGAUGAUGUGCAGCGUGGCAUAGCAAUGCUUCAAUCAUCGUUACCUAGUAUGGUAGACCCGCUGCAGCAGAGGGAGAAUCUUUAUCUUCUGGCUGUUGGAUAUUAUAGAAGUGGUGACUAUUCAAAGAGUAGGGAUCUUGUUGAAAAAUGCCUUGAGAUUGCACCUGACUGGAGGCAGGCAUUGACACUUGAGACGGCGAUUUCGGAACGGAUUACAAAAGAUGGUGUCAUUGGCUUGGGCAUUGCUGCAACUGUUGCUGCAACUGCUGUUGGACUCAUUGCAGGUGGGAUUGCGGCAGCUGCAUCUCGUAAAAGGUGACAGAGUCCUUUCUGAUAAGCAUAUGAUCGCAGAUGAUGUGUAAGAGCAAAACAUAUAUGAUACUGUGAUUUGUUGUAUUUUACUGCUUUUAAAGGAUGGAGCAAACAAUGAUGUGUACAAAAUGGGGGAUAUACUAAUAUCCAAGUACUAGAUAAGAGAUAUGAUGUGUGUUUUCAUGUUUUGAGAAAAUUCUAUAUUUAUGUUUGGUUGUUGUCUCCUUCAA